Melanotaenia boesemani (Boeseman's rainbowfish) is the source of this 4685-nucleotide messenger RNA. RefSeq names its product serine/threonine-protein kinase D3-like. Bases 487 to 3165 code for a protein of 892 amino acids. Gene Ontology annotation, molecular function: ATP binding; protein serine/threonine kinase activity. The record is from RefSeq and is a predicted model, not a curated record. NCBI's taxonomy places the organism in Eukaryota, Metazoa, Chordata, Actinopteri, Atheriniformes, Melanotaeniidae. The transcript has 19 exons. Gene Ontology annotation, biological process: protein phosphorylation.
UCAGAUCCGCACGAAGCUGGAGCCGCUCGGUCGCGCCUCCGCUACUCGGACAAGUUUUACCCCAAACUUCAUUUGAAAAAGUCUGCAAGUGAAGUCUGAAGUCUGUCAGACCCGGAGGAGCGCGCGCUUCGGACGGACCAGGGUGCGCGCGGAGCUCGAGCGCCGCUGGAUCGGAGUCAGCGAGCAUUUUGUUCUGGGUCCGGGCCGGAUGUUAGCGGACAGCCCGCUCCGAGUCCCGAGAUCAGCAUUUCUGCGUCUGUUUUCUGGCUGAUCUGUCUGAUCCAGGACGAAGCCGGACGGUUCUGUAAAGAUUCCAGGAUGCAACACAAAGCUGAAGAUCCGUUUGGUUCCACUCGGAGAUGUUCAGCAGUGAAGCAGCAGGAUGAGCUGAGACAGAUGAUGCUCGGCUGACAGGACUUCAUUUAUUUGUUGUUUUUGUGGCUGUAGUUCACCUACGAGGCUCCUUCCAGAACAUCUCAGAGAACAAUGUCGGCAGAUAACAGCCCACCACCCCCAAUGGCCUCACCUCGGUCUUCCUCUAACCUCUCUCAGCAUUCAGCCCCUCCCACCCCGUCACCGUCGCCCAGUCCACCUGCCACUGUCUGCAGACGGCUGUCCGAUGGCAGCCAGAAGGGCCCCAGCCCCACCAACUCCCGGGGGUCGUUGCAGGGCGUCUCCUUCCUGCUGCAGAUCGGACUCACCAGGGAGACGGUGACUCUGGACCCCGGGGACCUGUCGCUGUCAGCAGUCCGGGAGCUGGUCUGCUCCAUCGUAGAUCAAAAGUUCCCUGAAUGUGGAUUUUUUGGGAUGUACGAUAAGAUCCUGCUCUUCCGUCACAACCUGAACUCUGAAAACAUCCUGCAGCGCCUGACGUCAGCAGAGGAAAUCCACGAGGGCGACCUGGUGGAGGUGGUCCUCUCCGCUCUGGCCACGCAGGAGGACUUCCAGAUUCGGCCUCAUGCGCUCUACGUGCACUCCUACAAAGCUCCGGCCUUCUGCGACGACUGUGGGGAGAUGCUGUGGGGUCUCGUCCGACAGGGCCUCAAAUGUGAAGGAUGUGGACUGAACUACCACAAACGCUGCGCCUUUAAGAUCCCCAACAACUGCAGCGGCGUGAGGAAGAGACGGCUGUCCAACGUGUCCCUGCCCGGCACCAUCAUAUCCGUCGCUCGUCCACCAUCUGCAGAGUUCCCACCAGUCCCCCAGGAGGAGCGCCCCCUCCUGGGCGCCGGGAAGCGUAACUCCCUGCUGAGCGGCCGUCCCAUCUGGAUGGAGAAGAUGGUCCUGGGUCGGGUCAAAGUCCCUCACACCUUCUCCAUCCACACCUACACCCGUCCCACCAUCUGCCAGUACUGCAAGCGCCUGCUGAAAGGCCUCUUCAGGCAGGGGCUGCAGUGCAAAGAUUGUAAAUUUAACUGCCAUAAAAGAUGCGCCGUCAAAGUUCCCCGAGACUGUCUGGGCGAGGUGGACUUCAACGGAGAACCGCUCAGUCCCGGGUUGGACUCCGAGGCGACGAUGGAGGUGGACACCUGUGACAUCAGCAGUGACGGAGGCCAGAGCAUGGAUGAGCAGGACGAGCCGUCCAUGCCCGAAGACAAGCUCUUUUUCAUGGAAGGUCCCGGUGCAGACGGCGAGAAAGACGACGAAACCGCCAGAGCCAUCAGCCCUUCCACCAGCAGCAACAUCCCUCUGAUGCGAGUGGUCCAGUCCAUCAAACACACCAAGAGGAAAAGCUCCACGGUGGUCAAAGAGGGCUGGAUGGUCCACUACAGCAGCCGGGACAACCUGAGGAAGAGACAUUACUGGAGGCUGGACACCAAGACUCUGACUCUGUUUCAGAAUGAAAGCGGAGCCAAGUUUUACAAGGAGAUCCCCCUCUCCGAGAUGCUUCAGGUGGAGCGGGUUCUGGACCUGAGCCGCCUCCCGCCGGGCAGUAACCCCCACGUCUUCCAGAUCAUCACUUCCAGCAUGGUGUACUACGUUGGGGAGAACAACGGCAGCCUGGGCCACAACCCAGUCCUGGCCGCAUCCGGCGUGGGCCCAGAUGUGGCCCGCAGCUGGGAGAAGGCCAUCAGGCAGGCCUUGAUGCCCGUCACACCCAAGGCCAGCGUCGGCACCGGGCCGGGCCAGGGCAAGGACCACAAGGAACUCUCCGUCAGCAUAUCAGUUUCCAACUCCCAGAUACAAGAAAACGUGGACAUCAGCUCGGUGUACCAGAUCUUUGCUGACGAGGUCCUCGGCUCCGGACAGUUUGGGAUCGUCUAUGGAGGAAAACACAGGAAAAGCGGCCGGGACGUGGCCAUUAAAAUCAUCGAUAAGAUGAGGUUCCCCACCAAGCAGGAGAGCCAGCUGAGGAACGAGGUGGCCAUCCUCCAGAACCUCCACUACCCAGGAAUCGUGAACCUGGAGUGCAUGUUCGAGACGCCCGAGCAGGUGUUCGUGGUGAUGGAGAAACUUCACGGCGACAUGCUGGAGAUGAUUUUGUCCAGCGAGAGGAGCCGGCUCCCCGAACGCCUCACCAAGUUCCUGGUUACUCAGAUCCUGGUGGCUCUGAGACAUCUUCACUUUAAAAACAUCGUCCACUGUGACCUGAAGCCGGAGAACGUCCUGCUGGCCUCAGCUGAGCCUUUUCCUCAGGUGAAGCUGUGCGACUUCGGCUUCGCUCGGAUCAUCGGGGAGAAGUCGUUCCGGCGCUCGGUGGUCGGCACGCCGGCCUACCUGGCCCCAGAGGUGCUGCGGAGUAAAGGCUACAACCGGUCUCUGGACAUGUGGUCGGUGGGCGUCAUCGUCUACGUCAGUCUGAGCGGGACGUUUCCCUUCAACGAGGACGAGGACAUCAACGACCAGAUCCAGAACGCCGCCUUCAUGUACCCCCCCAACCCCUGGAAGGAGGUCUCAGAGGAAGCUAAAGACCUGAUCAACAACCUGCUGCAGGUGAAGAUGAGGAAGCGUUUCAGCGUGGACAAGUCGCUGAGCCACCCCUGGCUGCAGGACUACCACACCUGGCUGGACCUCCGGGAGUUCGAGACUCGACAAGGCGAACGCUACAUCACCCACGAGAGCGACGAUGCCCGCUGGGAGGAGUACGCCGACGAGCAAGGCCUGCACUACCCCAAACACUUCAUCAUGUCCGCCAACCUAGACGACAUGGACGAGGACCCCUAGAGGCCCCUGCAGGGUCCACAUCUCCUGAGGAAGCCCCAGAGAGCCAUCGUCAUGGAAACGCAGAGCCUUUUUCCCCCUGGGGUGGGACAAGCUGUAAACUGGACCUGCGUCUGAUAUGAAGUCACCGUGGAAGCGACCAAUCAGGAGACGUCUCUUGUGAAGCUGAGCAGAGACGUCCAUGUUGUCCUUCGUGUCGAUUCCUUUAUCAUCGUCGUUGUCUCUUCUGGACUGACCCAGACCCUCCAAAUCUUUUCCAGGUGACACGUUCUGGGUUUUUGGUGGUCUGGUUCCUCCUGAUGGUUCCAUGUCUGGGACGAAUCAGCUGAUCGGUGGGGGAGGAGCCCAGAGCGAAGGAGUAACGCCUCACCGAUCUGCUGGUUCCAGUCUCGGUUUUCAGAGCUCAGACUCAAACAUCAGGGUUGGUCUUUCUGACGGGAAACUGGAAUAAACUGGAAUAACCUUACUAAACCAGCGUGUUGCUGGAAAUGUGACUUCAUCCGUCUGCUGUCAGAUCCACCGUCACAUUUCUACGGGAGCCCUGAGCAGACAAACCAAACGGCUCUGAUGAGGCCCCGUCCAGGUCUCUGGUGGAUCUGGUCCUCUGGAGGAACCUGGGACCAUCUGAAGUCUGAACUGGAUGAGAACGUUGCUGCUGUCGUCUGAUCCUGAGAAUUUAUGACAGCUUUUAUAUUUUUACAAGAAAUGUUGUGUCCUGUGGAAGUUAUUAAAUCUGGAUGUUGGGAACCGUCUUCAUCCCACUUUGUCAGCCUGCUGGGCCAAUCAGGACCCGUCAAUGUCCACGGGGGGCCUGGAUGAAAAAAAUACAGCAACAAUAAUUAAUAAUAAUAAAUAAUUAAUAAUAAUAAUUAUUAUUAAUAAUAAUAAUAAUAAUAAUAAUAAUGUGUUGAACAUGAAGGAAUCAGAUCAGAUUUAAAGUCCUGGAGCCGUAGCGAAGCAAACUACAGGCGGUGUCUGCAGCAAACUUCAACUUCCAGAUUUAUCAAAGCGUGCACACACACGUCCUCCAUGUUUUCGUUUAUAAACCAGAACCACCUCUAAAGCGGCGCAGGUGAGGAGCGCCUUGCCCCGCCCACACGGUGGCUAUAAAUGGUCAGGUGGACGCCUGUAAUACAUGUUCAUCACAUCAUUUCCAUGAUGGCUCAGGAGGUAAAAAGAGGGAAGAAGAGGAAUUUUUCGGUGUGAGACAAAGAUCUUGAUGGAGCACGUUGGAAAAGGUAAAAAUGUGUAACUGGUGGACACGGCGUGGACGUUACUGGUGUCAGAAAGACAGAAUAGUGGCAGCAGGUGGAGACGCUGUCAUCACAGAGUCAGAAGGAAGAAACACCAGAAACGUCGGAACGUACGGAUGGAUAUCAGUCGGUAGAACAUCCGUCUACCACGAGGGAGAUGGAAGUUCGAUUCCCAGAGCGGUGAAAAGCGUCUGCUAGAAGACAGUAAAGAUGCCGGUAAUGUAGUCUUUUGUUUUAAUUUAUAAAAUAAACAUGUACAGAUACAUCUGA